Ceraceosorus bombacis is the source of this 1408-nucleotide messenger RNA. Lineage: Eukaryota; Fungi; Basidiomycota; Exobasidiomycetes; Ceraceosorales; Ceraceosoraceae. The record is from the annotation of a GenBank genome assembly.
AUGUCGCUCAACAUUCCAGACAACCCCGCACCUACGGGGUACGUUCCCCGUCCUGCCGACUACACUUCGGCCAUUGAGAAGGCUACUCUGCUGCUAUCAGAGCUCAGAGCUUCUUCGGAAUGGGAAGAUGCUGGAGAGAGGGAAGAGGUCAAGUUGACCAAGAUUGUCGAUCCUGCCGACCCCUAUGCUGUGCCCACCACCAGAGGAGAGACGAUUGUGGAGAACGCUACGCCCGCAAAGGUGCUCGCAGCUCUCAUGUUGCCAGGUGAGUGUCCAGAAUGACUGCGAAAGCCUGCGGAUACAUGCAUACACUGGUAGACAAGCUCUGGGUGCUAGCCGAAGCGCAUACGUGCAUCCACUCGCGUAUUCGUCCUAACAGAUAGGCCUCAAAUACUGCGAUUCUGCCCCGAGACUCGAUAGCUCUGGCUGGCUUGUGCUCACAAUGUGUCCCUUCUUUCCCACGCAGGUAUCCGCAAGAAGUGGGACCCUCGUCUAGAGGAAGGUUAUCCCAUCGCUCGCUUCUCCCAGUCCUCUUACGAGCUGUACAGCGUGAUGAAGUCUCCCUCUUACUUCAUUUGGGCACGCGACAUUGCGGCGGUCCAAGAGUCUCAUUGGAAAGAUGGAAAUGUGGAGAUGAUCCAAGUCAGCGUGACGGAUGAGGAAAACUUGCCGGACGCCGGAAGUUAUGCAAAGAGCCGAACGCGCGCUACUGUGGACAUUUCGGGAUGGAACAUCGAACAGGAUGGCGACAAUGUCAAAUUGAGCUACAUCGUAAAGGUCCACUUGAACGGUGAGCCAGCAUACACAGCAUCGGCGACCUUGCAGUAGGCUGUAGGAAAAAGAGACGAGCGAUCUGACCCAUCUCCACAUUGCCACUCACCACGAUUUUGCAGGAAACAUUCCAACCUCGGUAGUGUCCAUGCUGGCCCAAGAGACGCCAAUGUGCGUCGGCAGAGUCCGAGAUGUCUUCUACCAGCACGGUUUCGUACCCUACGAGGUCAUGUCCGGACACAGCAAGGGAGAGUACCCAGAUCACAAGGUCGUUUCAGUCACUCAAGUAUUCGAGGACGGCGAUGGCACCGAGGCUACUGCAGGUGCUCGCAAGUGGACCGGUUCUUACCGCGGUGAGUAGAGCUUCCCAUUGCGCAGGGGUUGGUACCUUUCAAGCUCGCAUCUAAUGUCUUCACACUAUUUCUUUGGUUGUCCGGGAGCAGGCGCUGAGCCGGACACGAUUCACAUUGCGUACGAUGGCGAACGUAUGUACAAGGAUGGAGUGAACGUGACGAUCGGCGGAGAAGGCGCUUCGGCCGUUAGCUCGUCGGUAGAUGAGGCCAAGAGCAUUAUCAGCGUCACUGUGGGCGCUGAAGCGAAGGACAAGGACUUUACUGUCACUGUCGAGCCCAAGUGA